CUUAGGAAUGUUGGGGAAUUCCUGCAUUUUAAUUAAUAGUGCAGCGGUGUUCCUCUGUCACAUACUAGAUCUAGUGUAUGUAUUAUUAUUAAAUUGUUAUGAAGCCAGCAGAACAAUUGCAGAUCAACAGGACUGGUCACUCAUCUCAGUAGAUCUAUAAACUAUAAUGGGAGAUUUAUCGGGGAUAGGGUAUCCCAGUCCAGCAUAUCAUAGUGAUUUCUUUGCCCUGCGUUUCCCGAUAUCAGUAAACAGAGUACCGACUGAAGUGAGAGGACAUGGCAGGUUUGCAGUGCUACAUAGUGUCGAGUUUCAGAUGUCUGUGUCGCUGGCUACUGUUGCAAGCAAAAUAGCAUCCAUUUUGACCAGCUCAGACGAUUUCGAUGUAAGAAUUGUCCAGUGUUUCUAUGAUAAGAAUGCUCCAAUUCUUUCUGUCUAUUUACCUCCACAAAAAAUCCUGGAUAAUGUCAAGUCUUUACUUUCAAAAAAAGAAGGAUUGUCUCAACUCAUCUGUCUAGCAUUGAGAUCAAUAAUUGACGCUGAGACUCGUAAUACGUUUAGUUCUUCAUUGGAAGUUGAUAUGGAACUGUUUCUUUGCUCUCCCGAUAACGAAAGUAGAAUCAACCUUGUUACUUCAGGCAACGCACAGUUCUAUGUUGAUAUGUAUAAAAGGAGUUUGUGCUUCGAAUUUCCAAGUGUAAUGGAGCAUAAAAGUUCUGGACGACUGGAUAUUGGCGGAAAUGUAAAGUUUUCAGACCUUGUUAGAGAACUUGGAAAAGCAGCAGAUGAAUGGGACAAUCUUGGUAUACACCUAGAGGUGCCACCGUACAUUAUUCAAAGAAUCCAAAAGGAAACUAGUUCUGCAAUUCAAUCUCUCACAAAACUCCUUACGUGGUUGGAAGGAAACACCAAAGUCUCAUGGAACAGAGUUGUGCGAGCUCUAUGUAUUGUUAACAAGCGGGAGCUUGCAAGAACAAUCUGCCUAAAAUAUUGUGUCCCUUAUCCUGAAGAGAAAGCUUGUGGUAGUCCAAAAGUGUUGGAGGUUGAUGGAGCUGUGGAGCAUGCAAAAUUAUUGUUGAGGGACACUGCAAUGGUGGCCUCUAAAGAGGUUCGUAGUGAUAUCCAAGAAAUUAUCGAAGACGAUUUUCCAAGUCUCAAGACACGGUAUCUAGAGGUUAAGAAAGAGAGAAAUGCCUUAAAAAAGCGUUUAGAUUUUAUGGGAAGGAAAUUACAUCUUGAAAGAAAAGCCAAUGACGUGCUGAUAGAGAUACGAACGGAAUUCAUUAAAGAAGAAGAAUUAAAUGGUUCGUUUCACAGUGAUUCAGUUAAAGAACUCCAAGACAGGUUGGAUUUGUCUGAAGAAGAAUACAAAAGAACCAAAAACCAAAUACGUAUGUUGAUGAACGAUUUGUCACAAAAGUCUUCUGAGCUGGAAAAGAGGUCCAGCCUACUACGAGAGACAGAGGAAGCAUUACAGAAAGCCGAUGAUGAAUAUCAAGCUACUCUUACGUGCAAAACUGAGAAAGAGCAAAGAGAGAAAGCAAGAUCCUACUCACAGAAAAAAUAUGUGAAAGAAGUAAAGUCCCAAAUUGCUACGGAAGAGGAGAUUUUGAUCAAACGAAAAGAAAAAGUGAAGAGAAUUGACAACAUAUUAUCUGAGAAGAAAGCAAAAAUGAUUGAUGCAUCGGAAAAGCUCAAGAAUUUUAGGAGCUUUUCUUAUGAACGAUGUCGUUCGGUAGAUUCAGAUGGCGAUGAAGUCCCCAAUCUAGAUUCCUUUGAACUACAAAUUGAGUUGACAAAAAGUAACAUUCAACUGGCUGAUAUGAGAUCAGAGUAUGCACUUCUAAAACUAAAGAGAAUAUCACUCAGGAAUGAAAUCGAGCGCCAUAUACGCAGUUUAAAGACGAAACGAAACCUGCUGCCAUGUUUUGCCAAGAGUGAACUUAAAGGUGUGUCAUUUCCUGUGCACAAGAUCGAGGUAAAUUGCCAAGUUGACUUUAAGGUUAUUCUUCGAGAUGAAGCUGGAGAAUUGUGUGGAGGAGAUCACAUUCUAUCGGCUCGAGUAACAAGUGCUUGUAAACAGAAUAGUGAGCAUAUUUUUGCAACACCCAGUAAAUGUCAUGGACAUUAUGAGUUUACAUACACACCUCGUAUUCCGAACGAAUUCACUCUAGACGUUUUUGUGAAUGAUCAUCUACUGAACCAGUUGUCUCAUAAACUGUUCGUGAUGAACAUACCUCACCUUCCUUGUUGCUCCAUGAGAGGCUCGGGUGCAAAAAAAGCCGUUAAGAAUAAAGUGGCCUCUUUCGAAGUUUUUCUAGCUGAUGAAAAAGACUCUCCAAUCAACACAAUACAAAAAGUCACAGCCCAUUGCAGGCUAUUAUCACACUCUCAUAACGGCACUGAUUGCUUAGUGUUACCAAUGCACAUAACACCUCAUCUACCAAGUGUGUACAGUGGUUUAUAUAUGCCAAGUGCGCAUGGUGAAUGUGAACUGACUGUGUUUGUGAAUGACAUGCCACUCUCUGAGCCCAUGAAUGUAUCUGUCAGUAAUAGUAACCUCAGUCCACUUGAAGGAGCUGCUUGUCAUGGGGAACUACCCUUUAUCAAAUUACUCACAAGUCGAGGAGGACAAUUGAAUCAUGACGCAGCACUCAUUGAAGCAUCUCGUAACGGCCACCUUGAUACCAUAAAUUAUCUUCUUCACUGUGGUGCCAAUGUCAACUCUCAAAAUAAGAGCAUGCGUACAGCAUUACUGAUGGCUGCUUGGCAUGGACACGCUGAUGCUGUUAGUCUUCUUGUUAGUAAAGGUGGAGAUGUAAAUCUUAAGGAUAAGCGUUCAAGAUCAGCUCUUAUGUUUGCAUCCUGGCAAGGGAACAUAUCAACUGUAAAGACGCUGAUAAAACAUAAAGCGAUUAUCGAUGAUCAAGACAAGGAUGGAGACAGUCCCCUUCAUGAUGCAGCGCGCCAAGGAAAUGAUUCUGUGAUCACCGUUCUUCUUCAGAAUGAAACAGAUGUGGAUUCAAAGAACCAUAGUGGUUCAACACCCUUGAUGCUUGCUGCUAGUAACGGCCAUACUUCAGCUGCAUUGAUUUUGAUAAAAAAUGGAGCUAACCUCAGUGUCAAAGAUACAGCCUCAAGAACGCCUCUUUUGUUUGCUGUUGAACACAAUCAUUCUACUACUGUGGAAACACUAAUUGACAAUGGAGCAAAAGUAAAUGCUGAAAUUUAUCAAGGGAACAAUGCUCUUCACAUUGCAUCGCAUGCUACAGUCCAGAAAGAGACUGACAGACCUGCGUUAAGUUUGACUGUUUUGAUCAGUAAAGGAGGCGAAGUUAAUGCUCAAAACAACCAAUUACAGUCGCCACUGUUAAUUGCCUCUUCUUAUGGCUGCUUAGCGAUCGUGCACACUCUCAUCAAGAGCGGAGCAGAUGUCAAUAUGAAAGACAGUCUAUCAAGAACUGCCAUUGACUGUGCUAGAGAAAAUGAUCACAAGGAAGUGUAUGAGUAUCUUCAAUCUGUUCAUCAAACUACUGUUUAAUGUUCAUAAACCUAAUACAUCUGUACCGUAUAGCGGGUAUUUGUCGUUGGUGCAAAUUUUUGUAUUGUAAGUAUUUGUAGCGUUAAAUCUAUUGCAAUAAAUAAGUUUGCAAUUUUAAUUUUCGGAUGAUCAACCACAAUGAUCGACCACUUUAAUAAUUCUUAUAAAAUUGCUUUUUUGUAGCACAUAAAGAUAUAAACGCUAGCUAUAUAACUUGUGUCACUAUUAUCUUGUUAAUACUGUCA
Halichondria panicea is the source of this 3783-nucleotide messenger RNA. RefSeq lists its product as uncharacterized. Bases 167 to 3538 code for a protein of 1123 amino acids. The record is from RefSeq and is a predicted model, not a curated record. Gene Ontology annotation, molecular function: protein binding. Gene Ontology annotation, biological process: signal transduction. The transcript has 16 exons. NCBI's taxonomy places the organism in Eukaryota, Metazoa, Porifera, Demospongiae, Suberitida, Halichondriidae.